UGAUUAUGAGAUGAUGUUAUUUUUUGAACGUGGUAUUCGCGGAGGGAUGACAUUCUCGACUAUGAAAUAUGCUAAGGCUAACAACCGAAAGACGCCUGGAUACGACCCGAAUAAACCGGAAAGCUGGAUUCUUUAUCAAGAUGUCAACAAUUUAUACGGAUGAAGCCUUUUCCAGAAUAUGCCUCACUCUGGAUAUCAAUGGUUGGAUGAGGACCCCGAGACAUUCCUUAGGAGACUUGAAGAUUUGGAUGAAAAAUCUCCAACAGGGCUGGUAUUUAAAGUGGACAUAACAUACCCAGAACAUCUACACGAUGAGCAUAACGAGCUUCCCUUCUUACCAGAAACCAAAUGUCCGCCGGGGUCAAAAGUAAAAAAACUGCUCACAACAUUCGACAAAAAAACCAAUUACGUUUGCCAUUACCUAAACCUUAAACAGGCGAUCGCCAAUGGACUGCAUGUCGAAAAGGUACAUAGAGUGUUGAAAUUUAAUCAAUCAGCUUGGCUGGCGCCAUAUAUCGAGUUGAACACUAAAUUAAGACAGAAAGCAACCAAUGACUUCGAAAAAGAUUUUUUCAAACUAAUGAACAACUCCGUGUUUGGUAAAAUGAUGGAACGAAUGCUGUUACGGAUGAAUAUGGAGUUAGUCAAUUGA
Adelges cooleyi (spruce gall adelgid) is the source of this 652-nucleotide messenger RNA. RefSeq lists its product as uncharacterized. The transcript has 3 exons. Lineage: Eukaryota; Metazoa; Arthropoda; Insecta; Hemiptera; Adelgidae. Bases 179 to 652 code for a protein of 157 amino acids. Gene Ontology annotation, molecular function: nucleotide binding; DNA binding; DNA-directed DNA polymerase activity. Gene Ontology annotation, biological process: DNA replication. The record is from RefSeq and is a predicted model, not a curated record.